AUGGCUCAACUUUGUGAAUCACCAAAGACGUUAUCGGAACGUAUUUUUAAGUUACAAAGUAAUACUAAAAAGACGUCUAAAUCAAGAUACACAAAUAAGAAAUUACCAAUAUGUUUAGCGCGCGACGCUAUUAGAGCACUAGAAGGUUGCCUUUCUGAUUUAGAAUUAUCUUCUGAUGACGAAGGACCAGUUGGACCUGCGUCUGAACAGGAGCUAUGA
Molecule: messenger RNA, 219 nt
Organism: Pieris macdunnoughi
Lineage: Eukaryota; Metazoa; Arthropoda; Insecta; Lepidoptera; Pieridae
Source: the annotation of a GenBank genome assembly